GCUACACGUUUGUUAACUUGGUGAAUGCGACAACAAGUAUUUAAGUUAAAAAGGUUAUACGCUUAGUGUUUCAUCAUAUUAGUCUUGGUAAACACUCAGACGAUCUCUGUGACACAGACGGAGACGGGCUGCGUAUCACAGAAACUAAUAGCGAAGGGACGUAAUCCUUCUGAUUGGACUAUUACGUGACGGAGUUAGUUACCUUAACAAACGAAGUGCUCAUUAUGUUCACCACAAACGCGCAUAAUGAUGCCCAAGGGUUCCGCAUAUUUUACUACGCAGAAUGGCCGAGUAACAUCACGUACACACGUGAUAACGGCCAACUGGCGUCCCGAAGAUGGCCGGCGCACUACACACCGGAUACCUCGUGCAGAUGGUCCUUGGUUGCGCCACCUGGCGCCCCGCGUUUGGCUGAAAUUCACCACAAUUGAACUAGAAGACCACAUGGCGUCAAACUGCAGAACUGCAUACGACAAAGUGGACAUUUACGACACUGAUUAUACGACAUUAACGUUAGUACGAACGCUUUGUGGUAAUAAGCAUGUAAAGCAUUCAAUUACGUCGCAAGGAAAUAAUCUGACAUUAGUUUUCACUUCCGAUUCAAGAGUGCAAGCCAAGAGAUUCCAUGCAUCGUAUACGUUCAUAUACGCAACAUCAUCAUCUACAACAACAAAAACAGCAACAACUCCUUUGCAUGUACAGCCAACUGUACCUCUGUUACAAAGCGCCUCUACCGCAGCAAGCAUUACCCAUGCUACCUCUUAUAUACCCGAAAUAUCAAGUAAUACGAAUACAGGUGAUUAUAUUGGUCGCGGCUUUAUACCGGAAGUUGUGCCCGACGCUGACAAGAAAGGCCCUGACGUUCGCGCAGUCAUCCUUGGAGUGAUUGCUGCCCUGGUUUCCAUGCUUAUUGUAAUAGUACUGACUUUGGCACUCGUCUGUAGACCCUACAGAUCACGACAACCGAAGCAUCGUCUAGGAUCAAACCUGCAGAAUCUUGAAAAAAAUAUGUCCCUUUGUCGAGACAGGCAUGAAGACACAAUGAGAUUCAAGGACAAGGACGACAUUAAUGACGCCGCACGUUUGCCGUUGCCAUGUGACCCGGAUCCUGUGCAAGAUGUGGAAUUCCUCAACCCUAUGUACCCCCCACCAACCAAGGGUCGCCACUCCAGAAUCGUGCGGACAAACGGAAGUCAAAGCAACAUUCCAUUCGCACUCAGUUGCACACAAUCAAGGCGUAGAUAGUCCUCAGUUUUCACAAUGCCCGCAAAGCGAAUGCAUCGUCGACGGUAAUUCCGCUGUAACAAUUAGUCAUAUAAAUUCGCAAAAAGACAGCGUGGUUGUUUUCCGUAAUGGAUUAACUCGUGACCAAAUAAGUGUCGUAGAAAACGGGAACGGUAUAUGCUGUGAUUUAAGUACCCGAAAUUGCGGACGCGAAGAAGGUGUGAUUGUAUGCGAACAUUCUGUUAUCACUACUGCAAAUCUAAAUACAGCGGGUAUUCCGGGUAAUAAUCAUGAUGGAAAUUCCUCAAUGUUGUCCGAAGAAUCGGUCCUUAAAAUAAAUGGACAACAUAGUUCAAGACAGCUGGCAUUUAUUGAUUGCUUUACGAGAGUGUAACCGUUGGGCACAUUGAUGAAAACAGAGUAAUAAUGAGUUCAUUUAUUUAUUGUAUGUGCGUUUCGUAAAUUGUAUUUACCGUUGUUUGAAUGAUACGACUGUAUAAAAUGUACAUGACUUGUGCUGAAUAAAACUCUCGUUACUGUCGUUCAUUUUUUUAAAUUUAAUAUAUGACAAACAAUGUAUACAUGUAUAUGAUCAUAAAACAAAGUGAUACUAUGUAGCAGCAAUAAUGUUCAGACAUGUUAUACAAUAUAUGCUAAUAUAUAUUCUUUUUGUGGUUUCCUUUAGAUUAAACAACAAGGGUUAAUAAUAAAAAUUAUCUUUGGUUGUUUAUGAUAGUUGUUGUUUUGUAAACAGGAAAAGACAAACAACAGAGUAGUUAUAAAUAAGUAUGAGUUGCAUAAAGAGGGCAGAAAGCAUACUGGACUUGUUUAUGAAAGUUUAAUGUGUUUCCAUUUUUGUUCAAAUAUAUGAAGUGUAUCAUUGUUUAGGGCUAUUUCUUUUUCAAUUUGAAUCGUCAGUUUAAAAUAAUUGAUAAAACAGUUAAUUUCAGGUAUUUGUUUUCUGUAUUUCAUACUGAAUAUAAAAUAUUUCAUUAAUAUAAUUAUGUAAUUCACGGCGUUAUUAAUCUCUUGUAUUUUGAAGGUAUUUACCCCUAAACUGAUGUCUAAGAGAGAUAGUUUAACAUUUUAUUUGUGUUUCUCUAGAAAGGUUGUCAAUUGAUUCCAUAGAGAUUGAAUAUGUUUACACUCCCAGAAAAAGUGUUUUAUUGUUUCAAUAUGAUCACUACAUAUCAAAUAGAUUUGUGUUGGAUAGGUUGCACUUAAAAAGAUAUUUAUUUGUAGCUAUGAUUCUCUGAAUGAAUUUAUAUUGAACAUUUCUCAGUGUGCUAGCAGAAGCUGAUUUAUAUGGCAUGACGAAUAUUUGUUUCCAAUUAAAUUCUUUUUUUCCAAGAAGGGUUUGCCAUUUAGUUUGCACUUUAGAGGUUUCGGCAGGGAUUUUAAUUUGAAGUGUGUAAAAUAUUUUGUUCGUUUUGUUUCGUUUUGAAGUUACGUUUUCUACGAAUAUUUUUUGAGUACAUGGUGUGUUAUUUGCAUUGGUAACAGCUUUAAUAUGUAAGUGUAUACUUUUGAUCAAUGUGAUUGUGUAGUAUAUCACUAAAUUAUUUGUUGGC
Molecule: messenger RNA, 2795 nt
Organism: Dreissena polymorpha
Lineage: Eukaryota; Metazoa; Mollusca; Bivalvia; Myida; Dreissenidae
Exons: 7
Coding region: 247-1245 (332 amino acids)
Source: RefSeq, a predicted model, not a curated record